UGAGAACACAAUCUUGAGAAUCUAGCAUUUGGACUCAAAGAACUUGGGGUAAAAAUUCUAUUCUAUUACUUGUUAUUUGUGUGAUCUUGGACAAGCCACUUAACAAAUUAAUUUUAAAAAAUUAAGAUUAAAAAAAAAGUCUUCCCUUGCCAGAGAAUCGCAGCAGGUCCAGGAAGGCGUUUCCAAAUUGGGGGGGUGGAGGGGGAGUGCCCGCUACCCCAGUACAAGGCCGAGGCAGUGAGGCGGGGCCUGGCCACGCCCCGUCCCGCCCCCUUUACGACAGGCCGGAUUGCGGCGCCCAAUAUGGCAGCGCCCAGGGUGCCGGUAGCUACUCCCGCGGCUCCAGCACCGGAGCCGAGGCAGAGUUGCUGAGCUGGCCGGUAACUAACUUGUGCUUUCCUGACCCUGUCUCUCAGCCGGAGUCUCUGACCCCUCCUCGUCCCUCAGUCCUGCUAGCGCCGACACCAUGAGUCUGCGAGAGCUGUUGCGCCGGCCCCCCCGCCCGGGAACGCCGAGCGCACUGUGGCGGACGCUCCUGCGGCCGCCCCCCGCGCCUCGGCGUAGCCUCUUUUCGGGAUCCCCGACCCACUGGAACCAAGUGGUGUCGGAGGCCGAGAAGAUCGUGGGUUAUCCAACUUCGUUCAUGAGUCUUCGUUGCCUCCUGAGCGACGAGCUCAGCAACAUCGCCAUGCAGGUGCGCAAACUGGUCGGAACGCGGCAUCCGCUCCUUUACACUGCCAGGAGGCUUGUACAUGACAGUCGAAAUAACCUCCAAUUGCGUGGCCUGGUGGUAUUACUUAUUUCCAAAGCUGCUGGACCUAGUAACACAGCAGUAUUGCCUCUCAAGCAUGACAUGGUCAGUGGAAUUUAUCCCAGUCAAAGAAGCUUGGCAGAGAUCACAGAACUUAUCCACACUGCUUUCCUUGUGCAUCGUGGGAUAGUAAAUUUAAGUGAAUUGAAUUCUUCUGAUGGUCCACUAAAAGACAUGCAGUUCGGAAAUAAAAUAGCUAUCCUGAGUGGAGACUUCCUUCUGGCAAAUGCCUGCACUGGACUAGCUCAGUUGCAGAACACUAAGGUCGUGGAACUUGUAUCAAGUGCUCUUAUUGACUUAGUACAAGGAAUAUACUGUGAAAAGUCUACUUCAACAGAGGAAAACUGUAUCACAGAUGAUAUCGGAAUAUCGACUUGGAAGGAGCAGAUUUUCCUCUCCCAUAGUGCCUUGCUAGCAAAAAGCUGCCAGGCUGCAAUGGAAUUAGCAAAGCAUGAUACCGAGGUCCAGGAUAUGGCAUUUCAGUAUGGAAAGCACAUGUCUAUGAGUCAUAAGAUAAACUCUGACCUCCAGCCUUUUAUUAGAGGGAAGUGUGCUGGCUCCAUUACAUUCAAUUUAAAUUCAGCUCCUGUAGUCUUACAUCAGGAGUUUCUUGGAAGAGAAAUGUGGAUUAAGCAGAUCAGAGAGGCUCAAGAAAAAGGGACCUUAGACUAUUCAAAGUUGCAAGAAGCAAUCCUGGCUGGCAAAGGUGUGACUUCAGCUAUUGACCUAUGUCGUUACCAUGGAAACAAGGCCCUGGAAGCCCUGGAGUGCUUUCCUCCCUCUGAGGCCAGAUCUGCUUUAGAAAACAUUGUGUACGCUGUCACCAGGUUUCCUUGACACAGAAUUUAAAAAGAGACUAUUGUUCAUCGGCUGAAAAUAACAGGGAAGAUGGGGGGAGAGGUCUCCACUGUGAACCAUCUAAAUGUGUCAAUGGUUUAAUUUUUUUUUCAUUUACCACAUAACCGAAUGAGCUUCGCCUUCUUUUUGGAGCUGCUACAAACAAAAUUAGGAGAAGAAGGAGGAAAAAAAAGGUCAAACAGUUUUCACUUGGCAUGCCAGAAGCACACUUGAGGCAGCUCUAGCAGAAAUAAUUAAUGAGCUUCGCUCCUGUGACCUCAGCAAAUGGACAGGAAAUAAGUCCGUAUUGAUUGGACCGAGCUAGGGAUGGCGCCAGGGUGAUGGCCUGUGGUUUCCCUGUGCUAAAAAGGACAGAGGGGGGCAGGCAGGCAGCUGCAGGUGUCGAGAGCAACCCUUUCUGAGCAGGCCAGAAUAGAAGUGUGUGUGAAGUCAAGAAUUAAUAUACCAAUUUGUCAUUGUGAAGGGAAGUCCAAUGAAUUAAGAAGGAAAGCCCUUUCUCUGUCUCUUUCCAAUUAUGUCUCCUCUUGGUUUUAUGUAUUUAAAUAUGAAAAUACCUUGUGCCUCAUGUUUUUAAUAUUUGCUAAAUGUACUGAGAAAAUAUGUCAUGUGUCAUAGGUAGGAAAUUUUUAAGUGCUAUCUGAUAUUCACUUGGUUCUUAUGAAAGAAAGAAUUCUCUUCCUCUCUCUCUCUUUUUUCCUCCCUCUCUUCUCCUUCUUCCCUUACCCUCUCUUUCUUUCUCUCCCCUUCCCUUACUCCCUCCCCUUCUUUGUCUCUGUCUCCCUGUCUCUUUCUCCUGAAGAUUAAAUUUUUAACCACCAUUUCAAACCAAACUUUUUCUCCUUGAUCAAAGUCAUCUUCUCUUACACUGAUGCAUUCUUUUUCCUUGAUUGGUAAUAGUAUUGUCUUUCAAAUGAAAUGUAUAAAUUUGUAAUACUUGGGAUUGAGGGAUACUCUUCUAUUUGUACAAAUUUUCCGUGGCUUAAUCGUACAACCAAGGAGUUUGUUGGGGGGAUUUUGUUUAACCUCGCUAUGUCGAAUUUGAAAUCUUGAACCACAGACAUCCAAUUACAGAAAGAAUAUAAGGAAUAUCACAACCCAGCAACUUGACACUGUCUCUGUUUUGUUCAUAAGAGAUGAUUUUUGUGGUUUGCAUGCAUGCAAUAUGAGAACAUCGUUGACAAGAAGGCUGAGUUUACAUAAACGAUCUAGAUUGAGACUCAGCUACCUUUCUUCCUUAUGUGGUGUAAUUACAGCCCAAUCUGGAGACAGCUAACACAGCAAACAGAUUUCAUUACAUCCUUCCCUCCAACUCCAAGUAGAGUUAUUUCUGUUAAAUUCUUCACCCCUCAAAAAAAGUCAUAGAGCUUCUUUGUCAGGGACCAAAUGGGUGACAUACAUCUCAAUAAAAGAUAUAAAAUUAUACAUGUUAAAUCAUUGUGUUGUUAAAAAAUAUUUAAAAUGUACUUGAAACAUCAUUGUAAUUGUUCAGUUUUAUGCAAGUAUGGUUUGAAUGUUAUAGAGAUGUCGAUUAGUAGACCAUUUUAUUUUUCUGUUUAAAUUACUUUUCUCACUGAUGUUGGUUUAAUUAGUAACUGUAGUUAAGAUGUAUUCCAUCCCGCUUUUUCUUUAAUCAUUAACUUCUGCAAAAGCUAUCCUAAUGCUUUGUCUUCCUCAGAUGGGAGCUUAAAUGUUCUUUAACUCCUAUUAAGAAAAUGAAUAGUGAUGUUUACAUUUUUAUAGAGUAAAAACUUCCUCUCUUCUAGUGCCUAAAUAAAAAAUAAAAUAAGAAAUUUGAAAAGGAGAUUUUUAGUCACAUAGGUAGGUACUAACCACUGUGCAUACUAUGUUGAAUUUAGAGCCAAAAGACCUAGGUAUAAAUUCUGCCACUUAUUAUCCAUAUAACUUUUUAUUGGAUAAAUCAUUUAAUCUCUUUGGGCCCAAGUUUCCUCAUCUGUAAAAAUUAAGGGAUUGAAAGAUGCCUUUAAAUCUUUGAUCCCAUAUGUUUCUUUACAAACUCCUAUAUCUCUUCUUCCAUAGCCAGAAUCACAGGCUUUUUUGCUGCUUACACAUAUUUCCUGCCUUAUCUAUUUCAAACAUCAUAGGAGAAAGGACUCUUCUUCAAGACUGAGUGAUCUUGAGAUAGGAUUGGGAGAAUACUUUGAAAACAAAGUGUCUGAAGUAGUAUGUGUUAGAAAGGUUGGAAGUAGUAUGAUCAGAAAGAACAAGGGAAUAAAUUGUAGGCCAAGAGUCAGAGGAAAGGCAGAUUAGCAUGGAUCCCUUUAAGUUACAUUAAUGCUUGGCUGGGCAGAUCAGAAAAUACCAUGAGCACAUCUAAUGUGUGCUAAGCACAAUCCUGGAUUCCCCUUUUUUUGCUUUUCUUUCUAUGCCCUGUUCUUUUUCCAUCAGCCUUCCUGUUUCCCUUUCUGCCUCCCUUUCUGAGUUUUCUUCCCAGCUCCUUUUUGCCUCCUUCCCAGCAGUCCUCAUCCUGCCUCCUGUAUCUUAGUAUCUUUUUUCCUUUGCCUUCCUCAACCCUCAUGUACAAGGUGCCCUUAUCCUGCCUUCUGUUUGCCUACCAUUUUUCAAACUACAGUUUUCUGUAUACUCAUGAGCUCUCUUCCAGUGUUUCUGUGGUCCAGAAGUAUAUCUCUCUCUCACCUUUACCCCUUACCUUAAAUUUCGAUAUCUUUGAUUGUUACAAGGGAAACAAGUUGUUCAAGACUAAUUUAUGCUAAGGUAUGAAUAAGAAAUGGCUACUGCCCUCUGUGAAGAAUGAUUUGUUGACCCAAAUGAAUCUCUAGAGGAUUUUCAGACUAAAAUGUGAAGAAUUCUUAAAUGAAAACCAUUUAGUUUACUCUCCUUUUCAUAAUGCCAAGAAGAAGCUUUGUGGCCCCUAAAAUUACUAAAUCUCUUAGAAAGAAGUUGGCCUUUUCUCUCUUUUGGGGUCUUUCGCCAACUUUCUAUCUGUACUUGAAAUCCAAGCUGCUUCUACUGAUCUUUGCCCUUCAAUGAAGUUUGCCAGUUUCUAUACAAGAAGAAAGAUCUGUCCCAGAAACACAAGAUUUGAGAGCUGAAUGAGACUAUAGAGACCAUCUUGUCCAGUCCAUACACACAACUACCACAUACCCUUCACUCUUCUGCAUGAAAAUUUCCAAAGAGGAAUCUCUUUCUUGAAAUAACUUAUUCCACUUUUGGACAUUUCAAUGUUAGGAAGUUUUUCCUGAUAAUUAUCAAGUCUAAAUUGGCCUAUUUGCAAUUUCUACCCACUACUACAUUGAGUAGUAUCCAGUACUACUGAUUCCAUACUCUGGAAUCAAAUCUUAUCACUCCCCCACAUUAUAGCCCUUCAAAUAUUUAAAGACAAUUAUCUUGUACCUUGUGAAUCUUCUCUAAACAUGGCUGUGUUUUUUCAUCCUUAUAUGUCAUAGAUUCAAGGCCCUUCAUUGGUCUAAUUGCCAUCCUGUGGACAUUAGUGUUCUUCUUAAACAGUAGUAUCAUAACUAAACAAAAUACUAUAGAUGAAAUCUAAAGCAAUACAGUGGGACUAUCUUACCUACCAUUUUCCUGGAAGAUGGGACAGCUAGAUGGCACAGUGGAUAGAGCACUAGGCUUAGAAUCAGGAAAAUUCAUCUUGGGGACUACAAAUCCAGCCUCCUAACACUUACUUAACCAUGUUGCCUCAGUUUCUCAUCUAUAAAAUGAACUGGAGAAGGAAAUGACAAACCACUCCAGUAUCUCUGUCAAGAAAACUCCAAAAUGGAGUCAUGGAGAAUCAGACGCAACUUUAAAUGGCUAAAUGACAAAAAAUUCCUGAAAAGUUUAUCUCUCAAUACAGCACCAAAUCACAUUAACUUUUUUCACUGCCCCCUAACACAGUUGACUCACUGAACUUACAGUGCUUCCUUCCAAACCCACCAGAUCUUUUUCAGAGCAUUUUUUAGUUUAUCCAUGCCUUCUUUCAUCUUUUACUUGUGUAGCUGAUUUUUUUAUACCUAAGUACAAGACUUUUACCUUUGUUUAGUUUAAUUUUAUCUUAUUAGGUUUACCAGAAAGCUCCCAUCUAGUUCUGCCAUCCAAUGUGUUAGUAGUUUUGUGUCCUCUGCAAAUAGUCAUACUCUCUAUGACUUCAUCCAAAUAUUAAACAGCACAGGACCAAGGACAGAUCCCUGAAUUACUUCACCUGGAGAUCUGCUAUAUUGAUACUGAAUUCUUAACGACUAUUUUUUUUUUUUUUGAGUAGGUAAAAUAGGAGAUUCUUUGCCUUGAUUGCUACCUAGCUUUAAUUACUGAAUGGGUAUGGCUUUAGUCAAACUGAGACCUGUUGAAAAUUUUAAUUUUAAUUUAAUUUAAUUUUAAAAGGCUGAGAUCUCCCACUGCAUUCAGUGCCAUUUCCAGUCAUCUUGAUCUAUAUCUGGCCACUGGACCCCCUGGAGGGGAAAGUGAGGCAGGUGACCUUGCACAACCCUCCCUUAAAUCCAAAUCACUUGCAUGUCUCGGCAUCAUGUCUCUGAUGUCAUGGUCCUCUUGGAGAAAAGGACGAACUACAAUUUUUAAGUACCUGUCUUUGCUAUCUUGGCUCUUGGGAGGUGGAUGCAAUUGUCACCAGGAAGCUGACACCACACACCCCAGGUAUGUACCACUAUGUGCUGAAAAAGAAAGAGCCCUGGGCUCCCCUAACCAGUUUUCAGAGGAAUCAGGGCAGAAUCCUCACUCAUCCUGCUUUUCCUACCCCUAUCCCUGAAGUUGACCCUCAAAAUUCUUGGUUUGAUUGUUUGAAACGUAGUAAUUAGUAAAUGACUUAUUAAGAGUCAUUUGGGUGAAUGGUUUACCAUCUGUUCCUAAUUAUUAUACAGCACAAAAUUAUGCAUUUCAUUAAAUAUGUGUCUGAUUAACUUUGUUGUAAAUGUUAUUUGAUUACAACACUAUGCUCUAUUAAAGUACACUCUGUCUUCAUA
Antechinus flavipes (yellow-footed antechinus) is the source of this 6621-nucleotide messenger RNA. It is a transcript of the gene PDSS2, whose product is annotated as decaprenyl diphosphate synthase subunit 2. Gene Ontology annotation, biological process: isoprenoid biosynthetic process; ubiquinone biosynthetic process. The coding region runs from base 467 to 1648 and encodes 393 amino acids. The record is from RefSeq and is a predicted model, not a curated record. Gene Ontology annotation, cellular component: mitochondrion; transferase complex. Gene Ontology annotation, molecular function: prenyltransferase activity. The transcript has 8 exons. NCBI's taxonomy places the organism in Eukaryota, Metazoa, Chordata, Mammalia, Dasyuromorphia, Dasyuridae.